GUUGGUUUAUCGUUCGUAACCUUUGUUUUGGAUGAGAAACGGGUAGUAUUGUUCGGCAAGGUUGUAAAGAUCUAAUGAAGGAGCACGUAUCAUUAUAAAAUAAUUUGUUAUUCGCGUAUAAAACCUAUACCGUCAAGUUUAGCGGCCAUUUAAAUACUUUGUGUCGAUGUAAACAGCCACUCCUGAUUAGACCCCGAAGAGAUGGAACUUAUGUAUCGCCAUUAAGACUUAUUCGACAAAAACGGAGGUAUAAGGACAUUAACGUGUGAAAAACAGUUGUUCGACCCUUGUGUCCAAUAGCAAUCGCGAAAAGAACACUGACGUGUCCACCAAGAACAGCUGUUCGACCUUCGUGCCCAUUAACAAUCGAGAAAAAUCCAAGAUGGCGGCGCCCAUGGGAAAAGGGUUUGAGGCGUUUUCACGAUUUUUAAAGAAUGAGCAUGUUAGAUACGGUAGUGCAUUUUUAAGUUUUAUGUUUUUGGGGUGGGUAGGACUUCGAGAGUUCGCUCAAGUUCGCUAUGAUGUUCACAGACGCGGUCGGAAUAUGGAAUUUGAAGAAGAGGCGAAAAAGUUCGGGCUAAAACGACGGCAGGUAAAAUCCGUCGAGGAUGAAUACGAGGAGAUGAAAAACAAAGAUUUGGAUAAUUGGUUCAAUAUUAGAGGGCCCCGGCCGGACGAAAACUCAAAAGAAAUGCAAGAGGAGCAACGAAGAAAGAUUUUGGAGUCCCAAAAUGCUACUGUCUAAAACAAACACUUUCACGUUUUAUUUGCCACUGUGCUCGGCAAUUUAUUUCUUUUAAUAUUACUAUGUUCCAACAAUACGUUUGUAUAUGCUACCAUUUUCAUCAUCUUUACAGAAUCAUACACUGUUAAACAUUUUGUAAAUGUAUAUGUGGUUGUUGGUCAAAAAACUUUUAAAAAAUGGAAACAAAACCAGAAAAGUUCAUUCUUGUGACGGGAGCCACAAGUGGCAUCGGUCUUGCAUUCGUUAAAAGAUUGUCAAUGGAGUUCAAGCGAAUUUAUCAGCUUCAUAUCUGCAUUGCUUGCCGAAACAUGACAAAAGGAAAUGUUGUGAAAGAUGAGUUGGAGUUUCGACACAAGGGAGUGACGGUUGAUCUUGUUAAAAUGGAUGUGAGCAACGUCCAAUCUGUGAAAUGUGCAGCAGAGCAAAUAAGACAUCUUUACACCAGGCUUGACUAUGUAUACCUGAAUGCUGGCAUCUUACCUGUAUCGAAGUUCCAUGUUCGCUAUGCUUUGAAUACCAUGUUUUCCAAGGAUGUUCUUCAAAUGUUCAAGACUGGGUUAGGAAUGUUUACGACAACUGAUGAAACAACAAAGGAAGGAGUUAAAUCUAUAUUUGCUACUAAUGUUCUUGGUCAUUUUGUUCUGGUGAAUGAGUUAAUUCCGGUGUUAACCAGUCAAAGUGAGGACCACCAUGGUCAAGUCAUAUGGACUACAUCAUCGAAUGCAUCAAAAAAAUCGUUUAAACUUAACGAUGUCACAUGUCAACAGGGGUCUCAACCUUACAGUAGUUCCAAAUAUGCCAUGGAAGGUGUAAGCAUUGAAAUGAACAAGAGGCUUAACUCAUUGGGAAUCUACAGUCAUGUAUCUGAUCCUGGCACUGUCAAAACAAAUAUCACUAAAGGAGUUGUAGCAGAGUGGUUGUGGUAUUUUCUUAUACCUUUCAUGUGGAUGUUACGGCUGUUUUUGCCGAAUUUUACCAUCUACCCAUACAAUGCUUGUCAUUCAAUGGUGUGGCUGUUCCAACAAGACCCAGAAAAGUUAGAGGACCGGUGCCGCUACUGCAGUUACACCAAUGUAUUUAACACAAAUUACAUUCACACAGAAACACUGGCACCAUCCCGUUUUGAGUCGGAACUUAUUUAUGAUCAAGUUAAAAAAGUUUCCAAACGUGUUUGCUCAUAGCAGCACUUAUGACUACCCAGAUUAUUACAUUCUAUUCUUGUUAAUAUUUAUUGUGCUGCAGUGUCAUAAUUCAUAUUAAAAGUUCGUGUCAUUUCUGCAUGACAGGAAACUAUUAAUUUUUUGUGUCAGUCAAAUCAUAUGACAACGUACAUGCCAAAUCAUAUAGGCUGAUAAUGCAAUAGAUGUGUAGAAAUUGGUGUAUGUGUCAUGUACUGUGCAUAAGCAUAACACAUCACUGUUAUAUUGGUUUUGUAUGAUUAAUAUAAAAUAAGUGACAAAUUUUACUCACCGAA
Ciona intestinalis (vase tunicate) is the source of this 2219-nucleotide messenger RNA. Lineage: Eukaryota; Metazoa; Chordata; Ascidiacea; Phlebobranchia; Cionidae. The record is from RefSeq and is a predicted model, not a curated record.